Molecule: messenger RNA, 1330 nt
Organism: Saccostrea cuccullata (small rock oyster)
Lineage: Eukaryota; Metazoa; Mollusca; Bivalvia; Ostreida; Ostreidae
Product: angiopoietin-2-like
Exons: 3
Coding region: 244-1314 (356 amino acids)
Source: RefSeq, a predicted model, not a curated record
GUUUUAUUACUCAGGCAUAAUUAUAUAAUAAGUGGCUUUUUGAUAUCUGUGACCUGUUCGUAACACUUCAAAAGAUGGAAUUACGUAAAUACUGCACAAAACAUUUCUUAUUACCUUAAUGUCUUGCCACAUGAAGAGAAAAAAUCCCUUUUAUUUUGUCCGAUUUGAUAUAAAUAUUCUUAUUGUUUGCCAGAAUGUAAAUUUCAUUCCUGACUUGCAAGCAAAAGAAAACGAUUUGACAAAAUGUAUAUUCUACAGAGUCUAGUGUGUCUUAUAAGUCUUAUAAUUUUGCUGAUUGUGGGACAAGUCUCUGCUGAUAGUAACAAUCUAGAGAAAACUAUUUUGGACGGAAGCACGAUGUCCGGAGAAAAAGUGUCCAGUGUUUUACUGGACAUUCUGAACCAGGAAAGUCUAGUGAGGUUUUCUAUGGUUCAGAGAAUCCAGAACUUGGUAAUGGACGUUAUAGAGAGCAAAAAUAAUUCUCAGGUGCUGAAGCAGAAACUGGCAAUGUUAACAAAAGAGUUAAAGGAUUUAGAGACAAGAGACAACGGAAUAGAAGCAGAGGCUACAAAUAUUAAACGGGCGUUAGAAGCUAUGAAUGAGACUGUCAGAAUUACCCAAGAUUUAAUGGAUAAGGAAAUAAUUUUAAUAAGAAAUCAAACUUCAGUUCUCCAGAGGGAAAGCAGAGAAUUAUUCGAGGAAAACAGAAGAAUUAAACAUCAACUGCAGAUGCAGAAUGAGACGCUGCACGAAGAAAUUCAGCAGUUAAAGAACAAAGAAUCGGAUGUCAGAAAUAGAAACCGAGAAUUGUCAACAGAAAAUCGUCUCUUUAGAGAACAGUUAAAUGAUGUGAAGAACACACUGAAAGAUUUGAAAAGUUCCGUGUAUGAGGGUCGAUUUAAUAAAAUAGAAAACUCCCUUAAGACAUUUUCAAUAUCUAUCAAUGACACACUAGAUGGCUUACUGGAGGAACAUAAAAUUCUAAACCUGCAGGUUAUUAACGUCUCUUCCUCUUUAUCUACUGUAAAAUCAAAAGUGUACCCAAAGGAUUGUUACAAUAUUCUGGAGCAAAAUAAGUGGUUAAAAGGAAAAGAUGGCGUCUAUGAGAUAUCGAUUAAUGCUGACAUCACUUCCGUCUUUUGUGACAUGACUACAGAUGGAGGCGGAUGGACGGUUAUACAGAAAAGAAAAGACGGUUCAACUGAUUUCUAUCGAACUUGGGAAGAAUACAAAAAAGGUUUUGGUGAUCCAAAAAACAACUACUGGAUGGGUAAGAAUACAUACUUUGAAAUAAAACAUUAUUGUUUUAAUUAAUACUGCAUGCUUGUAG